GAUUGAUGAGAUGCCGGAAGCUGCGGUAAAAUCCUCCUCCAAUAAAUACCAAGUCUUCUUCUUUGGGACCCACGAAACGGCGUUCCUGGGGCCCAAGGACCUCUUCCCCUAUGAAGAAUGCAAGGAGAAGUUCGGGAAACCCAACAAACGGAAAGGGUUCAGCGAAGGGUUGUGGGAGAUCGAGAACAAUCCCACCGUCAAAGCCUCCGGUUACCAGCCCACCCAGAAGAAGACCUGUCCCGAGGACGCCGAGCCGGAGCGGGAGCCGGAGGGCGACGGGGAGAAGAAGGGCAACGCGGAGGGCAGCAGCGAUGAGGAGGGGAAGCUGGUGAUCGACGAGCAGUCCAAGGAGAAGAACGAGAAAGGCGGGAUCAAGCGGAAAGCGGAAGAUGCUUUGGAGGUAGGGGGGCGCCGAGAUGGGGAU
Molecule: messenger RNA, 424 nt
Organism: Tauraco erythrolophus (red-crested turaco)
Lineage: Eukaryota; Metazoa; Chordata; Aves; Musophagiformes; Musophagidae
Source: RefSeq, a predicted model, not a curated record